Aphis gossypii (cotton aphid) is the source of this 3063-nucleotide messenger RNA. RefSeq names its product homeobox protein zampogna-like. The record is from RefSeq and is a predicted model, not a curated record. Lineage: Eukaryota; Metazoa; Arthropoda; Insecta; Hemiptera; Aphididae. Gene Ontology annotation, biological process: regulation of transcription by RNA polymerase II; cell differentiation. Bases 1111 to 2181 code for a protein of 356 amino acids. The transcript has 3 exons. Gene Ontology annotation, molecular function: RNA polymerase II cis-regulatory region sequence-specific DNA binding; DNA-binding transcription factor activity, RNA polymerase II-specific. Gene Ontology annotation, cellular component: nucleus.
AUAUAUUAUAAUAUAUCAGUUUAUUAAUAAUGCAACAAAAACACAUACCGUCUAAGAUAAAUCGUGAAGUUUUGUCGUCAUUUAUCGUUACAUCUCAAACCUUAAAAAUCUAUAACUACUUUCUAUUCAUAAUAUAUGGUUUAAUCGGUUUAUAUAUUAUAAUAAUAAUAUAGUCAUAGACGUACAUGGUACAUUUCACAACGUUAAAAAAAUAACAACCCUACAUAAUCUACAAGAUCUACAUAAUUCAUAUCAUAACGAAAAAACACGAUAUUAGACAGAUCAAAAGUAUAUAUUUUAUAUGUAUAUAAUACUGUUUUAUUAAUAGUUUACAUAAAAACGGUAGCUUUAACGCGGACAGAGCGAUUUAAUAUAAGGCGUACCUAAGUAUAACAUGAUAUGUUAUACCAUAAUAAUAUAACAUCGUCUCGUAUAUCAGCUUGAGACGACGGAUUUCGGGUCUGCGACCGAUUCGCGUAGUCCACCACUUAUACACACAUGCACCGUAAGUCGAAACUUUGGGCGGGCGGUUUCGCGGUCGAAGGGCGUCUAGAGCGCGCGUCCCUCGAACGCGUUCGUCAUUGGCCCGUUGGCUGGCGGCCGGUCCCUUUCUCGACCCCUCCGCGACAGACAGACCCUUUGCCGGCACACUCUCACGUCGCAUUUAAGUACGAUAUACACACGCGCAUAUGUACGACACGAUAUUGUGUUGGAUAGUCAUCCGUUCAUCGCACACCGUUCGCACGACACAACUGUCGAACACGCGGUCGCCGGCACUCCGAACGACAUUGCAGCUGUGUACAUAAUAUAAGUUAUAAGUCUUACUCCUGCGAACGAAUUUUCGACCUAAAUUGUAGAUUAAGACGACGACCGCGAGAGACUUCACAGAUAUCGUGCACGAAACAAAUUAAGUCGUACUAGUCGUAAUCCGUUGGACUCGACGUGAUUUUUCGACGGUCGUUUGUUACACGUGCGUUGUUUAUAUAACACCGAAACCGAGAAACUUUGACGACGGACAGUGCACGCAAAUACGAUAGUAAUAUUGCGAAUCACUGCAGCAGCAUAACAACAUCGGUGUACUGCACACAGAUACGCGCCUGCUCCGCACGAAUGAUCGAGGACAAGAAUCUCACUCCGUUUUCCAUAGCGGACAUUCUCAAAAGCGAUGACCGAGUGGGCCACGAUGGAGAUGGAGACGCGGCUGCGGUGGCACCUGCUGCACGUCGAGCCAAAAACUGCGCUGACGGAGCGCUGGACAUGACCAACAAUAAAUGCGCUGUCAAAAAAGAUGAUUUUAAAUUCCAUGAUACUGAAUACAGAAGGAGAAUCGAACUUUUAGGUAACGGUGAUUUUAUAUUUAAUCGGACAGGGGACCAUCGAAGCGCACUGUCACGAUUUCUACGGACUCACAGCGAGAGGCCACUGCACAUACAACAACGUAAAAAACGGUCUAGAGCCGCUUUCUCGCACACCCAGGUGUUUGAGUUGGAACGGCGGUUUAACCAGCAGCGUUAUCUAUCGGGACCGGAACGUGCCGACCUAGCACACUCGUUAAAACUGACCGAGACUCAGGUGAAAAUAUGGUUCCAGAACAGACGGUACAAGACCAAGCGUAAGCAGCUGCAAAUACCGUCCGGCGGCGGUGGUAGUGGUGGUGGUAGUCCACCUGCCAAAAGAGUGGCGGUCAAAGUCUUGGUCCGUGACGACGAGUGUCCCAAAGAGGCCGUACACCAGACGUCGUCCGAGGCCUAUCACCGUCAAUCGUCCAGACACACGUCUCAGGGUGCAGUGGCAGUGGCUGCUGCAGCGGCGGCGGCGGCAGCGGCGGCGGCCAGUGGCGAUUAUCGGAUGCAGCAACUGUUGCAACAGCAACUGCACCAACAUCGAAGCCAAGUACACCAGCAACGCCUCCACCGUGACGAUCACGCUUCCGUCACUUACCUACACCCCCAAUCGACUUUCGGCAAUGGGCUACAUCACUUUCCUCCCGGCUCCGUCGCUGCUCCUUACUACUGUUACGAGUACGGCCCGGUGGUGGCAGCAUACCUUCAACACGAACCCGGAAGUCGGGUGUCGUCCACUACCACGACUGACGAGCUGCAGGACACAUCCGACGCCGGCAGCGAGUGUUCCAUAAACGUCAUCGACGAGUGUCCCACGUCGACGACGGUCUCCGAAUGACGCGCGCCCGUAUGGUUAUCGACGAACGAUUCGCUAUAAUCAUUGUGUCGCGUUUUGGAAGCGAAAACAACCGCCGGAGAUGCAUUUAGGUUUUCGGCUGCAGGCCAACCAAAAUGUUCAAUAAAAUGGAGAUGAUUGAUUCGAUCGCACCCCUAAAAAACAAUAACUAUCUUCUGCGUGACAUAUUAUAAAAAAAGGUGGAAUGUGUUACGUUCGUAACUUUUCACAAACCCGAUUUUUUUACGUUUUUUAUCCAGUUAUCGUCUUAUGUCGAUCGUUGGUCGAUAUUGGCUGUAAUGUUAUUUUUUAUAUGAUAUGGUAUUGCGAAACAUAGAAUCAGACUUUUUUCGAUAUCAAUUUGUCUAUGAUCUUUAUUCUUUCAAAUACUACACUAGGAAAUACAUUUUUUUUUGUUAAACAAUCUUUCCUAUUUUUAACCCUCUUUAAUAUCUUUAAUAUACCUUUUACUAUAGAACAUAAUAUUAUAUAAUAUUCUUUAUUCAUUUUGAAACUCGUCAAUAUCUAAUUCAUUUUUAGUAAAUAAACUCUUUUUAAACAAUUGUAUUGAAAUGUUCAAUUAUGCAUACAUAUAAGACAUAAUAUUAUUAAUAUAAUAAAAGACACAGUUGUAUGUACCUACAUAAUGCAUACUAUGUAUUUAUCAUAUUUAUUAUUAUUAUUAAUUAUAUAUUUGGUCAUAGUUACUAUAACUAUUUACUACAGUGAAAAUUCAAAAUGCCAGUACCUAAUAAAAAUAUGGAAAUUCGAUUAAGUAUAGCUUUUAUUUUGAAUAUUUAUUUAAUACAGUUUUUUCUUCAAUUUCGAUCGUUUUGAUAGACAUAUAUAAGCUCCAACAAUAGUACCUAUUUUUUGUAUAAACAC